Cheilinus undulatus (humphead wrasse) is the source of this 582-nucleotide messenger RNA. RefSeq names its product protein S100-A1-like. Gene Ontology annotation, molecular function: calcium ion binding. The transcript is spliced from 3 exons. The record is from RefSeq and is a predicted model, not a curated record. The coding region runs from base 167 to 466 and encodes 99 amino acids. NCBI's taxonomy places the organism in Eukaryota, Metazoa, Chordata, Actinopteri, Labriformes, Labridae.
ACAUCAGUACUGCCCAGGAGGAGGAGGAGCCUCUGAGAUCCAGAUCUGUUUGCACACAGGUGACAGGAGCCAAUAUAACUGAUGAGAUGAGAGCAGCAGCCUCAGCGAGCAGAGCAGCAACUGUCAGCACCCGUCUUCAGGCUUCAACUCUACCAAGGACUAAAACAUGGCACCCUUGCUGCAGGAGUGUAUGGAGGACCUCAUCAAGGUGUUCUACUCCUACUCUGGAAAGGAGGGAGACAAAUACAAGCUGAGCAAAGCUGAGCUGAGGCUCCUGAUAAAGGAGGAACUGGGCGAUUUCCUGGCUGCCAGCAGGGAUCCCACCAUGGUGGAUAAGAUCAUGUGUGACCUGGAUGAAAACAAGGAUGGACAAGUGGAUUUCCAAGAGUUUGUCAUCAUGGUUGCUACGCUCACUGUUGCCUGCAAUGAUUUCUUUGUUGGCUUGGUAAAGGACUGCCAGCAGUGACACCAUGCUGGAUGUAAAUUUCUGGGUCCUCACUGACGACACCUUGUAAUGUUGUAAAGACGGAUCAUUGUUAACCAGUGUCACAAGUCUUCAUCUUAAUAAAGAUGUUCACUCUU